Ruditapes philippinarum (Manila clam) is the source of this 2361-nucleotide messenger RNA. RefSeq names its product collagen alpha-1(XIV) chain-like. The coding region runs from base 102 to 2048 and encodes 648 amino acids. The transcript has 13 exons. Lineage: Eukaryota; Metazoa; Mollusca; Bivalvia; Venerida; Veneridae. The record is from RefSeq and is a predicted model, not a curated record.
AGAAGGCUGCGUUGCCAUUGUAAAAUGUCUAUAUAUAUACACGAGGCUCAAAAGACCAUAGAUUUGUGAAAAAUAAAUUCACAGGAAAGAUCCGAGCAAAAAUGCCAGGAAUUAAGAAAGUCACGUUGUUAUUAUUUCUAACGGUUAACAUUAUAUUGGGAUCUGAAGUUUCAGAAUCUCAGCCAUGUGGAAUCCCAGCAGAUGUUGCCUUUUUAAUCGACAGUUCAAGGAGUAUCAAUUCAAAAGACUAUGCUAAACAGAUAGAGUUUGUACAAGAAAUGGUGGGAAUGUUUGAAAUCGGGCCAGAUGCCACACACAUUGCAGCUCUGACAUUCGCUGAUAAAACUGCCGUUGAAUUCUAUUUUGGCGAGUACGAAACCUCAGAAGCCGCAAAGGAAAGGAUUGGGAACAUUGCGCAUGCAAAUGGAGGUGCUACAUACACACAUAAUGCUCUAAAGUCAAUGCGCGAAGAUAUUUUCACUGUUGAAAAUGGUAUGCGUACUGGAGUGCCAAAAAUAGGGAUCCUACUAACUGAUGGAAGAUCUACAAGUGCAUAUCGUACACAAAAAGAAGCCAAUCUGACCAAGGCAGCCGGUAUUAACAUAUUGGCUGUCGGCAUAGGAAGUAUAAAUCGUAACGAACUUGAAACUCUUGUUUCACCGCCAUCAGAUAAAAACUUUUUGUACAGAAAGAGCUUUGACGAACUAAAAUCAGAAGCAACAAAGAAACUGGUGGCACAAACUGCAUGUGCAGUCAUCGAGACGACAACAACAACUACCACCACCACGACGCCCACCACGACAACAACAGAACCAACAACGACGACGACAACAACAACAAAGAAACCUACGACUACCGAACCACCACCAACUACUUCAGACAUGAUGAUGGCAGACCAAGCAGCUCUAACUUGCCAGGGGAAAGAAGCCGAUGUUAUUUUGCUUGUCGAUAUGUCCAGUAGUAUCUGGUCAAAACAUUUCGACGAUGAACUUCAUUUCCUUGCCGAUCUUAUUGGAAUAUUUGACAUUGACAGUGGGAAAACAAGGGUUGGACUGGUAGCUUUCAGUGACAAUGCCGAACCGAAGUUCUACCUCAACGAUUUCAAGAACAAUGAAGAUAUUAGAAAUGCUAUCCUAAAAGUUAAAUCUGAAGGUGGAAUAACUAACACCCACCUUGCUUUACAGACAUUAAUUCAAGAAAUGUUGAAAGCAAAACAUGGUUCCCGGCCUGAUGUAGCGCAUAUCUGUAUUCUGAUUACUGACGGGAGAUCCAGCAAACCGGAACUAACGUUACCAGAAGCUCAACUUGUACACAAGUCCGGCGUCAAUGUGUUUGCAAUUGGUGUUGGCAAUAUGACAGAUUUUGAUGAAUUGAAAUUGAUGGCGUCAAAACCAGAGUUUGCUUACGAUGUGGACAGUUAUGACAUGUUGAAAUACAUACGUUACCUUCUGGCAUAUAAGGCUUGCGAAGUGCCACAAGGUGACCAGCCACAAUGUGCGAAAAAUCUAAAGGCUGACAUUAUGUUCGGUUUAUAUGGAAUCGGGGGCGAGGAUAGAAACAAGGUGACGGACUUUAUGAAGAAGGUAGGUGGCGCUUUUGAUCUUGAGUCCGGAAACGUGAAGAUCGGUCUGAAUGAGGAUUGUGGAAAGGCAAUGAUAAAACUUCAAGAAUUCGGAGACAAGGAAUACUUUAGUACCACUGUUGAUGAAGUCAUGGGAACCGAAAUCUCAACGCUGCUUGGUAACCUGCGUAGAAGUUUUGGGUUUUCUAGAAAGGAUGCAGACAAAGUGGUUAUACUGGUCGUGUCAGGAAAGCUCGAAGGUGUGGAAGAAGAGGAGUUCUACGAAACUGUACAGAGAUUCAAGCAUGGUAACCGAGUCAUCGUUGUCGGCGUUGGUAAAGGCACUGACAAGAGUCAACUCGAGAAAUUAGCAACUUAUAAAGACAAUAGUGAACCUGAUGAUUCUCACGUGUUUAUGGUCGACGAUUCUGAUGAUUUACUGUUUGAGGUCAAGAAAAUACAUCAUCUCAUGUGCAAUGCUCAGUAAACAUGGAAACAUAGAAAAUCGCAUUGUUAACCCCCGCACCUUACACGGUUUCCUGUGACUACAUGUCCAAAUUUGGGACAAAAUCAUAAAAGCAUAUAGGAUUUAAAAAGUUUGUAUCAAUGAUUUAUUGACACGUGUGACUGUGUGUUAGUUAAUAUACUUCUUUUGUGUAACAUUCCCAUCUCGUCCAUACAACAGAAACUUAUCUCAUUGCUACUUGUAGAAUGUACAUUGAUGACCAGUCAUGAGAAUCGACUGUGAUUUGCGCAUGCGCAAUGUAUAUUCGUGAAUAAAGUUAUUGUUCUUUCGUAAA